GGUUUGCCAACCGCCAAACAAACGCCAUACAAAGAAAGAAGAUUUUCAGCUAGCUGUACGGGUUGUAGUUAUCACAUUCACAGUGAAUUCUUCCUAUUAUAAGCAGUAAUAAUGUCUGAGGACAGAGCUGAACGAUCAGAUGGACGGAUAGUGAAGAUGGAGGUUGACUACAGUGCUACUGUAGAUCAGCGUCUGCCUGAGUGUGAGAAAAUGGCCAGAGAUGGCAGACUACAGGAGGCCAUCGAGAGUCUACUGUCACUAGAGAAGCAAACAAGAACUGUUUCAGACAUGGUGUCCACCUCCAGGAUCUUGGUGGCUAUAGUUCAGUUAUGCUAUGAAGCUAAAGACUGGGAUGCCUUGAAUGAAAACAUCAUGCUACUGUCUAAGAGAAGAAGCCAGUUGAAGCAGGCUGUUACAAAGAUGGUACAGGAAUGUUAUACAUAUGUUGAUGCUAUGAGUGACCUGUCAAUCAAACUCCGACUCAUUGACACGCUACGCACCGUCACUGCUGGAAAGAUAUAUGUGGAGAUUGAGCGUGCUAGGCUGACUAAAACAUUGGCCCAAAUCAAAGAGCAAAAUGGAGAUGUGAAAGAGGCUGCAUCCAUUCUGCAGGAACUGCAGGUGGAGACAUAUGGAUCAAUGGAGAAGAAGGAGAAGGCGGAGUUCAUUCUGGAGCAGAUGAGGCUGUGCAUUGCUGUCAAGGACUACAUUCGAACACAGAUCAUUAGCAAAAAGAUCAACACUAAAUUCUUCCAGGAGGAGGGCUCUGAGGAUUUGAAACUGAAAUAUUAUAAUCUGAUGAUUCAAGUUGAUCAGCACGAGGGCUCCUACCUGUCCAUAUGUAAACAUUACAGAGCCAUAUAUGACACUCCCUGUAUCCUGGAAGAUGCCUCCAAAUGGCAGCAGGCUCUGAAGAGUGUGGUGCUCUAUGUGAUUUUGGCACCCUAUGACAAUGAACAGUCUGAUUUAGUUCAUAGAAUCAGCAUUGACAAGAAACUGGAGGAAAUACCCAAAUACAGGGAUCUCCUGAAACAAUUCACAACCAUGGAGCUGAUGCGCUGGUCAUCUGUGGUGGAGGAUUAUGGAAAGGAACUGAGGGAGGGUUCCAUGGAAACUCCGGACACUGAUGUCUUCACCUACUCAGAAGAAGGAGAAAAGAGAUGGAAAGAUCUGAAAAACAGAGUGGUAGAACAUACUGAGAACAAUGUUAGUCUGUGGUUUCCAUGA
Sinocyclocheilus rhinocerous is the source of this 1227-nucleotide messenger RNA. RefSeq names its product 26S proteasome non-ATPase regulatory subunit 12-like. The transcript has 10 exons. The record is from RefSeq and is a predicted model, not a curated record. The coding region runs from base 112 to 1227 and encodes 371 amino acids. NCBI's taxonomy places the organism in Eukaryota, Metazoa, Chordata, Actinopteri, Cypriniformes, Cyprinidae. Gene Ontology annotation, cellular component: proteasome regulatory particle, lid subcomplex; cytoplasm.